This is a messenger RNA of Colletotrichum orchidophilum, 486 nucleotides long. RefSeq names its product NUDIX domain-containing protein. Bases 1 to 486 code for a protein of 161 amino acids. Gene Ontology annotation, cellular component: cytosol. The record is from RefSeq and is a predicted model, not a curated record. Lineage: Eukaryota; Fungi; Ascomycota; Sordariomycetes; Glomerellales; Glomerellaceae. Gene Ontology annotation, biological process: dGTP catabolic process. Gene Ontology annotation, molecular function: 8-oxo-7,8-dihydrodeoxyguanosine triphosphate pyrophosphatase activity. The transcript has 3 exons.
AUGGAUCUCAAUUACUUGUAUCCCCGCGUCGGCGUCGCGGCCAUCAUCCAGCGCCGGGACGGCAAGGUCGUCAUCGGGAAGCGCGAGAGCAGCCACGGUGCAGGCACACUACAGCUACCCGGCGGCCACCUGGAAAAGGGCGAGUCCUUCUUCGCGUGCGCGGAGCGGGAGACGAUGGAGGAGACCGGUCUCGCGGUCCGCGGCGCCGAGGUCGUGACGGUGACGAAUGAUGUGUAUGAGGAUCUGGAGCGGCAUUAUAUUACGAUUUUUGUGCGGUGCGAGAUGGAGGAUGAGAACGCCGAGCCUGUUGUCCGGGAACCUCAAAAGUGUUCUGGGUGGGGGUGGAUGUCGUGGCGGGAGGUGAGAGAUGUCAACCAAGCGGCGAAGGGGGGCGUCGGCCCUGGCAUGAAGCUGUUUUUGCCGUUGCAGAAUCUCGUGGAGGGGAAUCCUGACCUUGGGCAGACUGCAGACGCGGAGGGCAAUUGA